AUGAGUAACAUGAAGAAGAUGGGGAGCGGGGAGAAGGUGGCGGUGGAGCGGCUGUUAUGGGUCUCAGUGGUGGAGAAAGGCGCAGACUUGGGGUUGAAGAGAGAGAAGGCACGACGGAAGAGAGUUAGGUACAAGGAAAGUGAAUUGUUAAAACUGGACAUUCAGAUUAAUGGUGAUACUGUAGAACCGUUGGCAACUAUUGUGCACAGGGACAAGGCAUAUGCUGUGGGUAGAGCUUUGACUCAAAAGCUGAAAGAGCUUAUACCAAGACAGAUGUUUAAAGUGCCUAUCCAAGCAUGCAUAGGUGCGAAAGUUAUUGCUAGCGAAUCUUUAUCGGCAAUUAGGAAGGAUGUUUUAUCUAAAUGCUAUGGUGGGGAUAUAACAAGGAAGAAGAAACUGCUUAAAAAACAGGCUGAAGGGAAGAAAAGAAUGAAAGCAAUUGGUAAAGUUGAUGCACCUCAAGAAGCCUUCAUGGCUGUGUUGAAACUUGAAAAGGAGGUACUAUGAUCAGAUUUCUUUGUAGUUUGUAACAUUAUAUAAGAAGCUAUAGCAAUUUUUGCGUUUGUCUUAGUAUAGUUGGGUUAGUUUAGAUCCA
Juglans regia (Persian walnut) is the source of this 595-nucleotide messenger RNA. RefSeq names its product translation factor GUF1 homolog, chloroplastic-like. The record is from RefSeq and is a predicted model, not a curated record. Lineage: Eukaryota; Viridiplantae; Streptophyta; Magnoliopsida; Fagales; Juglandaceae. Gene Ontology annotation, molecular function: ribosome binding; GTP binding. The transcript has 6 exons. Bases 1 to 507 code for a protein of 168 amino acids. Gene Ontology annotation, biological process: positive regulation of translation.